Messenger RNA from Akanthomyces muscarius, 1713 nucleotides. RefSeq lists its product as uncharacterized. Bases 1 to 1713 code for a protein of 570 amino acids. Gene Ontology annotation, molecular function: translation repressor activity; mRNA binding; protein binding. Gene Ontology annotation, cellular component: P-body. NCBI's taxonomy places the organism in Eukaryota, Fungi, Ascomycota, Sordariomycetes, Hypocreales, Cordycipitaceae. The transcript is spliced from 3 exons. Gene Ontology annotation, biological process: regulation of mRNA stability; nuclear-transcribed mRNA poly(A) tail shortening. The record is from RefSeq and is a predicted model, not a curated record.
AUGAGUUCCAUCUCUGGGCCGGCUCCGUCCAGUCGCAUUAGACCUUCUUCUGACUUCUAUGGGCAGUCGCAGUCGCAGCAGUCUCAUGGCCACGGAUCAUUCGAUACUGACUCUCAGGACAAGAUUGCUCAGCAGUGGAUUGCUGACAUCGAUCAAUAUGAGACAACGUUGGAGGAAAUGGCCGCUGCAACACUGGACCAGGACUUUAAGGAUGAACUCAGUGCUAUUGAGCAGUGGUUUCGUGUUCUGAGCGAGGCCGAACGUACGGCCGCUCUCUAUGCUCUACUCCAGCAAACCACACAGGUCCAGAUUCGUUUCUUCAUCCAGGUGCUGCAGCAGAUGGGCAAGAAUCAUCCCAUGUCUGGCGUGCUCUCUCCCGCUACUUUUGACAAAGACCCUAUGUCUAGCCGUCUCAGCGAUGCGAUGAACAAGCUUACAGUCGACCCGUCCCGAAAUUCCUUUACCCGCGCCUCUGCUAGCACGGCCGCCCCGGGCAAACGUCACUCCGUCCUGGAUUCUUCGACUAUCAACGCCAUGUUCCCAGAUGCCGCGGCCGCUAUUGCUACUGAGAAGGCCAAGUUUACACAACAAACUGGAAACCCACCGUCGUCUAACAGAAAUAGCGCUGCCGUUGAUCCACGAUCAUCAAUGGCCGCGCACCAAGACUCUCGCGAGGCAGUUGGAUCAGGGGUUUCCCCGUGGGGCUCAGACCCAAGCAACUCCAAAGCCUCUGCUUCACAGGCUCCCAUGGGCCAAUUCGCGCAGCCUGCAUCGUCCGGGGGCCUGAGGUCGCCACUGCCGCAGCUGGGAAACAACGCCACCAUUCAAAGCACUACGCUCGCUGCCCCUGAGAAGAACCCGUCUGAUCUCCCGAUGCUUUCUCCUUACAAUGGUGGAGGCAGCGGCAAUUGGGCGUCCAUGGUCAACACGCCGAUGACCUCUACCUUCAACACCAACCAGCAACCGGGAUCCCAAGCUGAUAUGAUAGCGAAUGCGACUGCUAUGAAGCUGGCUGCCCUGUCCACCGUGAACAAUCGCUUUGCGCUUGAUGAUGCUCGCAAAUACCGAAGAGCGCGGUCAAAUGAUGCACCUGGCAAUAGCCAGAUGUCGCCACCUGCCCAUGCUCACGGCCUCAAUAUCCCUGGUGCUAAUGUUGUCAUGAUCAAUGAGCACGGCCAAGUUCUGAGCCGAGAACAGAUUCUCGCAUUGCAAGCCCAGCAAGGGCUCGGGCUUGGCAAUCGCUCACGACCGAAGUCCCCUGGUCUUUCCAUGCAGCAGCCUAUGGGCCAAAUGCCACAAUUCGCUUCACCUCAGCACAAUGGAUUCCUGAGCGCAUAUGAUGGCUCCGGCGUUAUGGCCAGCAGCAUCCCCGCGGUCAACUUGGGGCAGCUGGGCUUGUCUGGACACGAAGGCUACUUGUCUGACCACUCAGACAUGGUGCGUGGUCGGUCGCCAAGAGGCCGUAGGGGUAGCUCAAAGCCACCGGAGGAUCCUACAGACCCAACUCUGCUCCAAGAUAUUCCAAGCUGGCUUCGCAGUCUUCGCCUUCACAAGUACACGGACAACUUGAAGGAUAUGAAAUGGACUGAUCUUAUUGAGUUGGAUGACAAGGCUUUGGAGGAUCGCGGAGUGAAUGCUCUCGGUGCGAGGAGGAAGAUGCUCAAGGUAUUUGAGCAGGUCAAAGACGCUAAGGCUGAAGGACGCAUUAAUUAG